Megalops cyprinoides (Indo-Pacific tarpon) is the source of this 2535-nucleotide messenger RNA. It is a transcript of the gene rnft1, whose product is annotated as ring finger protein, transmembrane 1. Gene Ontology annotation, biological process: positive regulation of ERAD pathway. Gene Ontology annotation, cellular component: endoplasmic reticulum. The transcript has 9 exons. The coding region runs from base 124 to 1395 and encodes 423 amino acids. Lineage: Eukaryota; Metazoa; Chordata; Actinopteri; Elopiformes; Megalopidae. The record is from RefSeq and is a predicted model, not a curated record. Gene Ontology annotation, molecular function: ubiquitin protein ligase activity.
GAAGCGCUGGACUUAUGGCUUAGCUAGCUAGCUUUGUUUAGCUAAGUUGUUUUGUUUUUUUAUUUUAGUUUCAUUUUCAUUUGUUUCUUGGUCUCAUUAUUAAAUGGGUUUAGCGGGUUUACCAUGAAACUCCGGGCUCAGUAUGACAGGAGAUGUUCUAGUGAGUCCAGAAGAUUGUUGAAAUUUAAAGAAUCACCAACUGUAAUGCAGACUAACUCGAACGAACACAAUACUCAAGCAGGCAAUGGCUUAUCCCUAACUCUGCAACCUGAGUUACUAACAAGGACACCGGCGGCGGGUGGCUCGAACCCUGCUGAAACCGGGGACGUGCGUGUUCCGAUAACCGUCGCGCCGGGCGAGAGCAGCGGAAGGCCAGCGUCCCGACGACCGAGAACAGGCGCCCACAGUCACGCUCAUUCGCACAGCCACAGCCGCCCCCACUCACAUAGCGAGCCGGAGCCCGACACGGGAGAUUCGGAUUUGGAGUCCGGAGAGCCCAGCACGUCUCUCUCUGAACUGCGUUACCUCUUUCAAUGGGUUCAGAAAAGUCUUCCAUUCAUUGUGAUCCUUUGUGCCAAACUAAUUAUCCAGCACGCUCUGGGUAUAGCUGUUGGAGUUGGCAUGUUUACAACCUUCCUUUAUGCAAAUAAAAACAUUCAAAACCAAGUUUUUCUACAGGACCGACGUUCAAAGUUGCAGUGUGUAUGGCUGCUGUGCUUCCUUGUUUGUUCCACACUCCUGCUGUACUACACUUUUUACACAGAGACUUUAUAUUACUGCCUAAUAUUUGUGAGUCCAAGUGUUGAGUCCCUUGGCUUCUGGGAGGUAUUGUGGACUGUGGGCGUGACCAACUUUGUCGUGAAGUUCCUGUUCAUGAGUGUGAAGUGCCUUGUUCUUUUAUUGCCUUCCGCCCUCAUGACGUACAGAUCUCGGGGGCGGUGGUAUAUGCUAACGGAGGAGGUUGGCCAGGCUUACCAGACCGUUGCUCCCAUGCCAGUGUGGUUCCGUUUCUUGGUUACCUACCAAGAGGUGGAUGGCUCUGCUGGGCUAACCCUUGGCAUCCUGCUGGCAUUGGUCUACCUCAUACUAAAGCUUCUAGGACUCUAUGGGCUGUGGGGAUCCAUGCAGAAAACUGUGCGGAUAUUUUUCAGUGAUGAGCAUAGCGGAACAGCAGCCACCAAGAGCCAGUGCAGCGAGGCCGGGGAGGUGUGUCCAAUCUGCCAGGCAGAGUUCAGGGAGCCGCGAGUCCUCCUGUGCCAGCACAUUUUCUGCGAUGAGUGCAUCUCGCUGUGGUUCAACCGGGAGAAGACCUGCCCGCUCUGUCGCACUGUGAUCACAGACAAGGUCCACAAGUGGAAGGACGGGGCAACGUCCCCUUACCUGCAGAUCUAUUGAUCGUUUUUUACAUUUUUUUUUUUCUUGGAGAGGGGAAAAAACAAUCAUCUUGUACAUAAUUGCAAGGACAUUUUUUCAGUGAAAAGCCAUACAGGAAAUAAUGGCACAUUUCACUUCAGUUGUUGCUUUCAUGGUAUGCCUACACCCUUCCCAAUGUGAUGACUGUGUUGAUAGCAAUAUUCCCGUUUAUAAAGUUAACCAGCCUGACCUCCCCUCAAUCAAGGGCAACAACCAUUUGGCUUCCAUAAGCCAGGGUGUGAAUGCAAUCUUAAACUCAUAGGAUUUUGCCAUUUCUACCCACUGCGAGUCAUUUAAACAGUUCCAUAGAAUGUCCUGCUUCCCCAGCAUGUCCUUUGGUGAUGGAUCUCAGAACUAUAUUAUAUUUUGUGUUUAAUAUAAUUUACAUUUAUUUUGUGGAGUUCCAAUGAUCAUGUGUUCCAAGGGGUGAAUUCAACAUCUCAGUUGAUAAAUAUGUUGAGCAGUUGCUCAAGGUUAGUAGAACAGACAUAUUUCAAAGACGUAAAGAAAGAGGUAUAGGGUAUACAUUUAUAUUUCAGCUAUAGGUUUGAUAGAAACUCUUUCAUAUGUAUACUUGCAGUAUAGUAGGAGUUAAAAAAAAAAGCACUCUGGUACUUUCCUCCUUUUGAAUAAAGGUUUUCUUUUUUGUACAAUGAUUUACUGAUCAGACAGUUUUGUUUGUGGUCUUUGAAUGACCAUGUAUGGUGCACCCUAGAUUGUUCCAAACGUGACCAGCUAAAGAUCCAGCUUCCUAUUGUGCAUCGGUAUUCUUUUCAGGAUUGGCAGGUUCAUCUGUAUUUGAGAAACCACUGGGUUUUAAUACUGCAUAGUGUUUGAAGCAAUGCUGGUUUACUUUGUAUGUGUUACAACCGUAAGAAUCUGUACAAGGACCUCAACUCAAUCAUUGAUAUGUAAUGGCAAUGGUUCAGUUUAUAAUACCUUUAUUUAAUUUUAUGAAGCCUUGGUGAUUUUAUCUUUGUAGGUAUACUGAGAAGUUUUUAAGAUUCAAGACUUAAAAAUGCAUACUACAUUUACAUAAAUGUACAGAAUACAGUAUGUAAGAAAAUUACAAUUUUGAGUGAUUUUAUUUUUCUAAAGUGGUGGUAACAUCCUUUUUAAAAA